Sinocyclocheilus rhinocerous is the source of this 303-nucleotide messenger RNA. Its product is annotated as bolA-like protein 2. NCBI's taxonomy places the organism in Eukaryota, Metazoa, Chordata, Actinopteri, Cypriniformes, Cyprinidae. Gene Ontology annotation, molecular function: 2 iron, 2 sulfur cluster binding. The transcript is spliced from 2 exons. Bases 139 to 303 code for a protein of 54 amino acids. The record is from RefSeq and is a predicted model, not a curated record. Gene Ontology annotation, cellular component: cytosol; nucleus. Gene Ontology annotation, biological process: intracellular iron ion homeostasis; protein maturation.
UUAAAGAAGAAUAAGAAGCAUACCGGUAGUUCCUAGAUAAUUAGAAGACAACAACGCUGUCUACUGUGUUAAAAUCACUAGUCUCAGUGUUUAUAUAACCGUUAUCGUCACCAAAGCUUAUACUUUAUUCUGGGAAAUAUGUCAGUAACCCCAGAUUUGAUUCGUGAAAAACUGAGUGCGGAGAUUGGCGCGAUACACGUGGAUGUAGAAGACACGACUCCUAAUAGAUGUGCUGCCAGUUUUAAAGUUCUUGUAGUAUCUCCUCAGUUUGAGGGGAAACCAUUGUUGCAGAGACACAGGUGA